UCUUCCAACUUUUUGACCCCUGUCCUAUCCUGUCCUAUAAGUGGUAUCGUCUUUUCUUGUUGGCAUCUGGGACAUCAAGGAGAGGCAAAACAUGGCAGGUCAGAAAGUGUGCCUAAUUGUUAUUGAUGGUUGGGGAAUGUCUGAUGUCACAGAAGGCAAUGCCAUUCAUCAUGGUAAGACACCAGUUAUGAAUGGGCUGUGCCAGGGUGAUGGGUAUACAACUUUGGAUGCCUCUGGCCUUUCUGUUGGCCUGCCUGCAGGACUAAUGGGUAACAGUGAAGUUGGUCACUUGAAUAUUGGAGCAGGAAGAGUUGUUUAUCAGGAUAUUGUGAGAAUAAAUAUGACAUCAGAGAACAAAGAAUUUCAAAAGAAUGAGUUCUUUGCAAAAGCAUGUGCUGGUGCUAAGGCAGGAAAUGGUCGAUUGCAUUUUCUGGGACUGGUAAGCGACGGUGGAGUGCACUCCCACAUCAAUCAUUUAUUUUCAAUGAUUGAAGCAGCAAAGGUUCUUGGCGUGCCAAAAUGCUUUAUCCAGUUUUUCUCUGAUGGCAGAGAUACAAGACCCAGUAGUGGAGUUGAAUUUGUGCAACAAGUUAUUGACAAGCUAAAAGAGUUACAAUAUGGUUCUUUGGCCAGUGUCACUGGAAGAUAUUAUGCUAUGGAUAGGGACAAGAGGUUUGAAAGAAAUAAGAUUGCAUUUGAGGGACUGGUGCAAGGGGCAGGAGAAGAGACGACUCUUGAUAAUCUUAUCAAGACAAUUGAAGCAAGAUAUGCUAACAAAGAAACAGAUGAAUUUCUGAAACCCAUUAGAGUUGAUAAAGAAGGAACCAUUAAAGAUGGCGAUACAAUGGUGUUCAUCGACUUCAGAGCAGACAGAAUGCGGCAAAUUGUGGAAGCAUUUGGCGUGCAGAGGCAUUUCGAGACUGAUGUCGUCCCAAAGGAUUUGAAAAUAUUUUGUAUGACCCAAUACAAAGCUGAGUUUCCGUUUGAUGUCCUUUUCCCACCUGUCACGCCAAAGAACGUUUUAGCAGAGUGGCUCGCAGAGAAGAAAACUCCACAGUUUCACACUGCAGAAACCGAGAAAUAUGCCCAUGUUACCUUCUUCUUCAAUGGGGGUGUUGAAAAGCAGUUUGAGCUUGAAGACAGAAAAUUAAUCCCAUCGCCUAAAGUACCAACAUAUGACCUCCAGCCAGAAAUGAGCUGCCUCAGCGUCGCCGAUGAGAUGGCAAAGACAAUUGCUACCCAGAAAUACCCGUUCGUUAUGUUGAAUUUCGCUCCUCCUGAUAUGGUUGGACAUACAGGCGUAUACGAGGCAGCCGUAAAGGCAUGCGAGGCUACAGACGAGGCUAUUGGUCGAGUAAAGAAGGCUUGUGAUGAGCAUGGCUAUGUUAUGAUGGUGACCGCUGACCAUGGUAAUGCUGAACAAAUGAUAAGUGAGAAAGGUGGGCCACACACAGCACACACCACUUAUAGAGUUCCAUUUUGCAUCACAAAAGGACUGAAGUUCCGCAAGAUAACCCACAAUGCUGCUCUUUGUGACGUUGCACCCACUAUCCUUGAUGUAAUGAAAAUAGAAAAGCCUGCAGAAAUGACUGGCCAAUCCUUGCUAUGAGGUAUGCCCUGCUUGGAACUCUUAGACAGUGUGAUUUUUUAAUUUAUUCUCUCAGUCUUAGUGUAAAAAAGAGAUAAUCACAUUUUCAUCCUUAAAAAUGAACACAUCUCAUGAUUGUAAUCAAAGUGGAUCUUAUUUAUCAAGUUGACCUUACUUAUUUAUCAAUAAUUCUACAAAAUGCCUUUAUUCUAGAGCUUAAAAAUA
Molecule: messenger RNA, 1813 nt
Organism: Rhopilema esculentum
Lineage: Eukaryota; Metazoa; Cnidaria; Scyphozoa; Rhizostomeae; Rhizostomatidae
Product: 2,3-bisphosphoglycerate-independent phosphoglycerate mutase
Biological process (GO): glucose catabolic process
Cellular component (GO): cytoplasm
Molecular function (GO): manganese ion binding
Source: RefSeq, a predicted model, not a curated record